AGAGCUGUUCGGGAACGACUUCCCGGAGCCGAACGAACGAGCGAACACGAGCCGCUUAACGAAAGCCGAACACGAGCUGUUCGGGAACGACGAGCCCUACACACUAUCCUGCUGGCUGAAACCGUUGAUGACGUCCCUCGCUCCUCCUUUCCCGGUUUUGCCCAAAACCAUCGCCUUGGUAACCCGACGCUCGCUAUACAGUCGCGGCUAGAGCUAGCUGGGAAGGCAACGGAAGGGAUCGCGGUUCACAAAGACAUCUGAAACUACCAUCUAUCCCCUCCUUAUCGUCGGCUCCAACCAGAAACCAUCGAGGAAGGUUAUAUCAUGCUCAAAUCCUGUCAUCAAACAGACCCAAAUCUUGAAAUUUUCAUGUAAAUCUCCAUGCGAGACAGAGCCAAAUCCAACCCAAGAAAGGCACGGAUCACUUCACCAGUCACGGAGUGGAAUUGAGUACCCGUUCGUGAUGGCGAAGCCUGUACCUGGUAGUUCCGCACUCCAGAAGAGGAAACGCCUCCUCUUACUCUUCUCCGCUGUCUGUAUUACAGCGGCAGCCUUCUUCUGUUUUCGUGCCACUCUCGACACAUGCGAUUGUCGCCGGGACAGCGUUGUAUCUUCAGCAGCGGUGGAUAGCGCUCGCCUCCUGGCGCCGGUCGGUAAUGUCGAGAAAAAUCCUCUGGAUUUCAUGAGGUCCAAGCUCGUGCUUCUUGUCUCUCACGAGCUAUCUCUUUCAGGUGGACCUUUGCUACUAAUGGAGUUAGCAUUUCUUCUAAGAAAUGUUGGUGCCCAAGUCAUAUGGGUCACAUAUCAAAAACCUGCCGAGGAGAAUGAAGUAAUUCAUAGUUUAGAGCAUAAGAUGAUGAAUAGGGGUGUGCAGGUUCUUUCUGCAAAGAGUCAAGAAACAAUUAAUGCUGCUCUCAAAGCUGAUAUGAUUGUUUUAAACACAGCUGUUACUGGAAAAUGGCUUGAUUCUGUUCUUAAGAAACAUCUCUCUCAAGUUCUUCCAAAGAUUCUAUGGUGGAUACACGAGAUGCGAGGACAUUACUUUAAAUUGGAUUACAUCAAGAAUCUGCCUUUUGUAGCAGCUGCAAUGAUCGACUCCAAAAUUACAGCUGAAUACUGGAAAAACAGGACGCAUGAACGUUUAGGUAUCCAGAUGCCAAAAACGUUUGCUGUUCAUCUUGGAAAUAGCAAAGAAUUGAUGGAAAUUGCUGAAGAUUAUGUUGCCCAGAGGGUGCUCAGGGAGCAUAUACGUGAAUCUCUUGGAGUUCGAAAUGAAGAUCUCCUCUUUGCCAUUAUAAACAGCGUAUCACGUGGAAAGGGACAAGAUUUAUUUCUUCAGUCAUUUUAUGAAAGUCUUCAAUUGAUCCGAGAACAAAAGUUUGAAGCGCCUGCAAUUCAUGCUUUGGUAGUUGGAAGUGAUAUGAAUGCUCAGACAAAGUUUGAAGGAGAACUUAGAAACUUCGUGGCAAUGCAAGAAAUUCAGGACAGAGUUCACUUUGUCAAUAAGACACUUACAGUUACUCCAUACUUGGCUGCAAUUGAUGUGCUUGUGCAAAAUUCUCAGGCAAGAGGAGAAUGCUUUGGAAGGAUAACUAUAGAAGCUAUGGCAUUUCAGUUGCCAGUGCUGGGCACGGCUGCUGGUGGAACUACUGAAAUUGUUGUUGAUGGUUUGACCGGUUUGCUUCAUCCUGUGGGGAAGGAGGGCGUUAUUCCACUAGCGAAGAACAUUGUGGAGCUCGUCGCUCAUGUUGAGACAAGGCUGAGCAUGGGUAAAGAAGGCUACAGGAGGGUGAAAGAAAGGUUUAUGGAGUAUCACAUGACUGAGAGGAUAGCUUUAGUUCUCAAAGAAGUUCUUCACCACCCAUCUGCUUGAAAUCCCUUUUCCUUAUUUUGUAAAUUUCAAUUUUGAAAUGAGUUUGAUUUGUUUUGUAUAGAGGUGAUUCCUCCAUUUAUUU
Messenger RNA from Phalaenopsis equestris, 1955 nucleotides. RefSeq lists its product as uncharacterized. The record is from RefSeq and is a predicted model, not a curated record. Lineage: Eukaryota; Viridiplantae; Streptophyta; Magnoliopsida; Asparagales; Orchidaceae. Gene Ontology annotation, molecular function: glycosyltransferase activity. The transcript has 8 exons. The coding region runs from base 464 to 1873 and encodes 469 amino acids.